Messenger RNA from Haliotis rubra (blacklip abalone), 1053 nucleotides. RefSeq names its product G-protein coupled receptor 183-B-like. Gene Ontology annotation, cellular component: plasma membrane. Gene Ontology annotation, molecular function: G protein-coupled receptor activity. Bases 1 to 894 code for a protein of 297 amino acids. Lineage: Eukaryota; Metazoa; Mollusca; Gastropoda; Lepetellida; Haliotidae. The transcript has 2 exons. Gene Ontology annotation, biological process: G protein-coupled receptor signaling pathway. The record is from RefSeq and is a predicted model, not a curated record.
AUGAAAACGAGAUCAUGGCGACAUAAGUCCUACAGUCACUUCCUGUGUGCCUUAGCUGUGUUUGACAGCCUCACUCUGAUCAACAGGGAGAUCCUUCUUGUUCAUGAACUCCGGGUGUACGCAGGGGAUUCAGGACUGUACGCCGGAUUCUCUGACAUAGCGUGCAGCAUCCACAACUUCUAUGAACACAUGUGCUACUUGAUGUCUUCGUGGCUUAUUGUGUGUAUGGCGAUGGAGAGAGUUGUAGCGGUCUACUUUCCCUUGCGGAAGGCUUUUCUGUGUACGCAGCAUGGCGCACUGAUCGUUAUCCUGGCUCUUGUAAUGCUUCUGACAUAUACUCAAGUGUUCCGAUUUUUCAUGGUGGGCAAGAUAGACGACAAGUGCGUGGCCUUCAACGACUACCUCACCGUGUACACAUCCCUGCAUGUCUACCUCUACCAGUUCACGCUCAUCUUCAUCCUCCCAGUCGUCAUAGUGCUUACGUGCAACAUCCUUGUGCUUUAUCGGAUAUAUCGUGUGAAGAAACUCCGACGUCCAGAAGACUACGCUCUCCCGAGGUCAAGACGAAACGUUGCUAAAACGCACAAAACGACGUUAAUGCUGGUCACGAUAUCGUUUGUUUACGUUGUGACCUUGUUUCCAUCCGUCAUCGUCUCGGUUAUCGUCCACGUUGCCAUAGCAACCAGAUAUAGAGGAAUGCGGCAAUUAUUUCAUAGACUCUACCCAUUCAUGGACAUCUUCGAGUUAUGCUCAGACAUCAAUUAUUGCUCAAAUUUCUUCAUAUAUAUUUUGUCAGGGAAGGUUUUCAGAUUUGAACUGAGGCGAAUAUUUGCUUGGGAGAAAAGCACUGCAGUGACAACGACGAAGGUCAAGGACGAUUUUGCUCUGGUUUGAAAUUCCAAUAUGGCUACAUGUUAACUGUUUUGGUGUGUCCCGAAUCUGUGGAAUACAAAGGACCGUAUUCUUGCCUUCCAGUUCGGAUUUGUCGAUAUUGGAAAUGAUGUUUCAUAUCACAGUCAUUGUCAAAUUUCGUGAAAAUUAACAGUUUAUAUU